GCUUAAAAAAGCAAAGGGAGCUCGCGGGCAGCUCUGCAGCCCUCCCUCCCCACUGCUGGACCAUGCACCCCUGCCCCUGCCGGCUCGGCCACAGGCGAGGACUUGAUUUCUGGAGCUGAGAGCCAAAACUUGUUGACUUUUCUUCUCUCCAAUAACUGAAUCAUGCCAUGUGCCCAGAGGAGCUGGCUGGCAAACGUCUCCCUGGUGGCUCAGCUCCUCAACUUUGGGGCGCUUUGCUAUGGGGGACAGCCUCAGCCAGGCCCCGUUCGCUUCCCGGACAGGAGGCAAGAGCAUUUUAUCAAGGCCCUGCCAGAAUACCAUGUGGUGACUCCUGUCCGAGUAGAUGCCAGUGGGCAUUUUCUUUCGUAUGGCUUGCACCAUCCUGGCACCAGCAGCAGGAGGAAGAGACAUUUGGAUGGCUCAGAAGACCGAGUGUAUUAUAGAAUUUUGCACGAGGAGAAGGACCUGUUUUUCAACCUGACGGUCAAUCGGGGAUUUCUUUCCAGUAGCUACAUCGUGGAGAAGAGAUACGGGAACCUCUCCCGUGUCGAGAUGAUGGCUUCCUCAGCCCCCCGCUGCCAUCUCAGGGGCACAGUUCUACAGCAGGGCACCAGAAUUGGGACAGCAGCCCUCAGUGCCUGCUAUGGAUUG
Galeopterus variegatus (Sunda flying lemur) is the source of this 651-nucleotide messenger RNA. RefSeq names its product ADAM metallopeptidase with thrombospondin type 1 motif, 12 (gene ADAMTS12). The record is from RefSeq and is a predicted model, not a curated record. NCBI's taxonomy places the organism in Eukaryota, Metazoa, Chordata, Mammalia, Dermoptera, Cynocephalidae. The annotation marks the transcript as partial. The transcript is spliced from 2 exons.